AUGCCAGUAGCCUCGCCAAGGUCCCUUGGAACUUCAUCGUCAUCGUCACUCACCAAGAGAAAGCGGGACUAUCGAGAUGAUACACCUACCGAAGGCUUGGACGACCUUUCUCAGUCUGGGACUUUACUACUGCCAACAACCUCUCUGGUGGAUCGAAGAAACCGGAAACUGUUAAGGAUUGAAAUACCUGUACGACUUGCGCCAGAGGCGGAUGAUACCCAUGUUUCUGCGACAGAUACCCUAUUUUCAGCAAAGUCGCUUUCUUCUCUCUUUUCGGCUUCGGAUGCGGAUUCUGUAAUAAAUGACUUGAAAGACUUUGGUGGUGACGACACCGCUGGCAGUGUCAUUCAAGACGAUCGGAAACCAUGGCCAGCGCUCCUAGACGCGCCCGAAAUUACUGGUUUAUCUUUCACACCAUCUGUGCGAAUACCACAAGAGUUGGCGGACACCAUUAUGGCUUAUUGCAUGGAAACGUACUUCAAGGCGCCAGGCGUCAACCAAAUCAUGCUAUUUGAACGAUUUUUAUUAAAUUGUGAAUCACCAGGCUCGAAAUCGACCUCGGGCUCAGGCUUUCCGCCUAUUCUUUUAUCCCUCCUCGACACCUUGUCUAGUCUCCUACGCCCAAUCCUACCCUCCAAAUCACAUGAAUUGUUGUUCCCGGAGCGGGCGACGCAAGCGCGCCAAGCGAUUCUUAAUCUUUACCAGCCUGGUGAAGGGAUUACCCCUCAUGUGGAUUUGCUUGGCCGCUUUGGGGAUGGGAUCGUAGGCGUCAGCUUUGGGAGUGGUUGCGUCAUGAGGUUCGAUAAAGUUCCCUCUGAAACUGAGACUCGAGAACGGGGAGCAGAGGGGGAGGAUGACUCUAGGUGGGAGUUGUACCUCCCAGAGAGAAGCGUUAUUGUCCUUUCGGAGGAAGCGCGAUAUGAAUGGACGCAUGGUAUAGACGAACGAAAGGAGGACUUUGUUUCUUGUGGAAAUGGUGAGAAGGAUUCUGCUUUAUCUCAAGGCCGCUGGAUUGGGCGUGGUGUGAGGCUGAGUGUCACCUUCCGUUGGCUGCUUCCUGGAGCGGAUGUUGUGGGUGACGGUGUCAAAACUUGAUGUCCACACAUUGCGGAUAAACGAACUUUUUAUACAAAUUCUUAGAAAGGAUUCUCCUACUCUCUGUUGUAAUAUAUAUAAUCGGAUAUAUUUGUUUCUUG
Laccaria bicolor S238N-H82 is the source of this 1196-nucleotide messenger RNA. RefSeq lists its product as uncharacterized. Gene Ontology annotation, biological process: DNA damage response; fatty acid metabolic process. The transcript has a single exon. Lineage: Eukaryota; Fungi; Basidiomycota; Agaricomycetes; Agaricales; Hydnangiaceae. The coding region runs from base 1 to 1095 and encodes 364 amino acids. The record is from RefSeq and is a predicted model, not a curated record. Gene Ontology annotation, cellular component: mitochondrial matrix.